Messenger RNA from Trichoderma atroviride IMI 206040, 2379 nucleotides. The record is from RefSeq and is a predicted model, not a curated record. NCBI's taxonomy places the organism in Eukaryota, Fungi, Ascomycota, Sordariomycetes, Hypocreales, Hypocreaceae.
AUGCCUAUCAACUUCGCCGAGUCGUCUAUUCCCAGAUACGGAUGGAGCAGACCAACUAUCGUCCAUAUCCCUGCUAGCUACCAACAGGCCGUAGCCGAAGCUCAUCCAAGCGAUGACCCAUUUGCUAUGUCUACUAUGCAUGACAUUCCGCUUCAUGAUGAUUCACCCUACGAUGAUUUUUCCAAGCAAGAUGGCAAUCAGACUCCUGUUUCGGAGCAAACGGCUUCACAGCCAUCCCAAUCGCCAUGGAGCAUGGGGCGUAACCUUACUCACCCCAAACCAUCUUCCCGAGUGGAUCGCGAUGAAGCGCGUUCUGAAUGGGAGACCAUCGCUGGUGAUGAUGAGCCUGGUUACCAAUUCAACAGACGCCCAAAGCCCAGAGUCACGUUGAAGAGUCUCGGACUAGUCCCUGACACCGACGAUGAAGAUGACGGCGGCGACGUUAAAGGCAAAGGAACCAAGCCGCCUUUCAAGCGACCCGGCACUCCUUUUGACGCGUUUGGCUUCUCUAGCCGCUCUGGAGAGCAUGAAGAAUACGCUAUCAGCCCAGCCUCUGUUCACCAUGAGCACUCUGAAUAUGCCAGACAGCCCGUCUAUGGAGCAGAAGUUCAGGACAUGGGUCCAUCUCGGUCAACAGCACGCAGAGACUAUCGAGACUAUCGAGUCAACUCCAAGACAUCGAGCAGCGAGAGUACUGAUCGUUUCAAGUAUGAUGGAGAAGCCUACUCCACCUUUCUGCAGCCAUCCAAUACACGGGAAACCAAAAACUCGACAUCUCGCCCUAUCGCCACGAACAAGGAAAGAGACUUGAGCAUGCGAGCAAAGUUUGAGUCAAAGGAGUCUACUACGCCUAGCCAGACGGCCUUUUACAAUCCGACCGCCGUUUUCGAGCGCAGCACAAAGAAUGCCAAGGCAGGAAAUGGUGAAUGUUGGCCACAACUCCGCGCUGAUGCUGGCACAGAUGCCGACUGGCAAACUGUUACCACUGGACCUGUUGGCAGAGCUCGAGACCAAUCUGAGCUCAAUCUCAUCAAGGGCACAGGCAGCAGCCUCGCGGAUGUCUCUGACAUUAUUGAAGAACAUCCCUAUCCCCCACCCAAGAGCUACAGAGUCCCUGGCAAGAUUUCUCACCGACGUAAUCGGCCUAUCCAUCAUCCUGAAGGCUUCUAUGCCGAAACUUUUGCUCAGCCUAAGCCUCGUGCUGGUAAUCAGUACGAAUUCCCCGCUGGUAAUCAACGUCAGCAGAGAGCUGUUCGCGAACCUUUUCAGCCUCCUGUUCGUGCUGCGGCUCCCAUUAGGCGCCCCUCGAACCCUUUCUUGACUCCUCCCAAUUGGAAGACCUCAGCUCGUAUUACGGAGUUGGAGGAUGGCCCUGAUAAUUACCCGACUCCAAGCCCGAGCCGCAUCAUUCAACCUCAGGCGGACACUACUCUGGCCCUUACGCGAACCGACUCUUCCGAGACUGUUUGGCCCUGUGUCAUUCGUCCUGAUGAGACGGUAAAUGAGUUUGACCAGGCAUUUUGCGAAACUCGAAUUAAGGAUACGACCCUGCCUAGCGAAGAUUCUACCAACGCUUUUUCUCGUUUGCCAUUCGAACUGAUCGAUUUGAAAGAGGCAGCCAAAACUUAUGGCUCUCAAAGAUACCGCAACGCAGAGGAAGCCGACUCUUUUGCCCAAAGAGCCAGACUUGGACCUCUCUGGUCAGGCUACUCCAACGAGGCCGGCCCAUCUUCUUCUGGCGGCUAUCGCUUUGGCGGCUCCAACAACCCUCCCGUGACACGUCCCUCUAAGGCACUGUUUCGAGAUCAAAUAACCAACAGUCGCCCAGCUGUUGAGUUUGACUUUGCCGACAAUACGCCAACCCCGUCUUCGGCUAUUCUGGGCUCUUUGAGAUCGAAGCUGUCUCUCCGCCCAAAGCCUAAGCCAGCUCCUCGCUUUGGACACUUUAGAGCUGCAGCCGCCUUGGGAGCCAAAUGUCUCCGAAUCAAAGCUCCACCGGCCAAAUCUCAGAACGACAACGGUCAGGAAUGGACCUUGCCCAGAACCGAGACUGCAGGUGUCUUGACUCCCUCGGAAGUUGAGCUGAUCGAGUCCGCUCGCGGAGAAAUCAUGGAACGUCGCCGAUCUCCUGAAGAAGCAGAGCACAAGCGCACCGUCUUAUUCAUGGGAAUCAUCAUCUCCUCCAUCGUUUUCCCCUUGAUUGGGCUUCUUGCUUUGUUGGGCAUUUUCGACUCGACUGUUUGCUGGUAUGCUCUUGGUGAGAUGAAGGGCUUUACCAAAGAGCAGCGAGGCAUGCUCAUACAGCAGCUUCUCGUCGAGACUUUUGUCUACACGGUCUUGACCGUAUUCCUCAGCCUUCACUUUUCAGGCAAAAUCUAA